AUGGAUCCUGCAGGACUAAAGGCUGUUAUGCUGUAUGGAGUUGUAACGCUUGAUGAAAAGGAUUCCGUUGGAACUUUCGCUAACUCUGGUCCCUUAUUAGAUUUUAAAAAGGAAUUUCCUAAUCUUUUAUUGUGUUAUGAUGUAUGUCUAUGUGAGUACACUGAUCACGGUCAUUGUGGUCUUCUUCGUUCUUUUGAAAAUGAAAAAGAGCCUUUAAUUAACACCUCAGAAUCCGUCAAAAGACUUUGUGAGAUCGCACUUUCUUAUGCCCAAGCUGGUGCACAUAUGUUAUGCCCUUCAGACAUGAUGGACGGAAGAAUAAAACUAAUUAGAGAAAUUUUAAACUCGAAUGGAUUUUCUCACGUUGCGCUCAUGUCGUACACUUAAAAGGCAUCCACCUUAUAUGGCCCUUUUCGUACGGCUGUAGAGUCUACUUUUAUGGGCAAUCGCAAACGUUAUCAGCACCCAAUAGGGAGUAGCCUUACGGCUUUGAAAGCUCUGAAAAGAGACUUAGCGGAGGGCGCUGAUUUUGUAAUUAUAAAACCCAGCCUCUUUUAUGGAGAUCUUAUUAAAACAUUUUCUACUGCUUCUACUGUUCCUGUGGUGGCCUUCGUCGUAUCGGGAGAGUAUAAAAUGAUUUACGACUAUGGGCACGGCACGCAUACUUUUGAAGAGAUUUUACGGGAAUCUCACACUAGUUUACUCCGAGCGGGGGCUUCCGUUAUUAUUACUUAUUUUACCCCCGAAUUGCUAGAAUAUAUUCCCCGCUGGAAUUAAAGAAAUAUGUCUUCAGAACGAAAAGCACGUGCAU
Zophobas morio is the source of this 811-nucleotide messenger RNA. Its product is annotated as delta-aminolevulinic acid dehydratase-like. The record is from RefSeq and is a predicted model, not a curated record. NCBI's taxonomy places the organism in Eukaryota, Metazoa, Arthropoda, Insecta, Coleoptera, Tenebrionidae. Gene Ontology annotation, cellular component: cytosol. Gene Ontology annotation, biological process: heme biosynthetic process. Gene Ontology annotation, molecular function: porphobilinogen synthase activity; zinc ion binding.